Molecule: messenger RNA, 1394 nt
Organism: Manihot esculenta (cassava)
Lineage: Eukaryota; Viridiplantae; Streptophyta; Magnoliopsida; Malpighiales; Euphorbiaceae
Product: cinnamoyl-CoA reductase 1
Exons: 5
Coding region: 152-1168 (338 amino acids)
Molecular function (GO): oxidoreductase activity, acting on the CH-OH group of donors, NAD or NADP as acceptor
Source: RefSeq, a predicted model, not a curated record
UUGAUCUUUCCCUUAUAAAUUACGAAGACAGGCACUUUCUUUGCUCGUGCCUGCCUGCCAUUCCAAAACAACACUCGUCUUCUCCACAGCUUCUCUGUCGUAUACUUGUUCGCCCAAACGCCUUGCCACGCGCCCUCGCGACACCACAACCAUGCCUGCUGACACCUCAUCACUCACCGGCCAUGGCCAAACCGUUUGCGUCACCGGUGCUGGUGGUUUCAUCGCUUCUUGGAUCGUUAAGUUGCUUCUUGAGAGAGGUUAUACUGUUAAGGGAACUGUGCGGAACCCAGAUGAUCCGAAGAAUGGUCAUUUGAGAGAGCUCGAAGGUGCCAAGGAGAGAUUAACUCUAUGCAAAGCUGAUCUUCUUGAUUAUGAGAGUCUUCGAGAGGCUAUUAUGGGGUGUGAUGGAGUUUUUCACACUGCUUCUCCUGUCACUGAUGAUCCUGAACAAAUGGUGGAGCCAGCUGUGAAUGGGACCAAAAAUGUGAUCAUAGCAGCCGCAGAGGCCAAAGUCCGGCGAGUAGUGUUCACAUCUUCAAUCGGUGCAGUUUAUAUGGACCCCAAUAGGGACCCGGAUGUUGUUGUGGAUGAAUCUUGCUGGAGUGACCUCGAAUUCUGCAAGAAUACUAAGAACUGGUAUUGCUAUGGGAAGGCGGUGGCGGAGCAAGCGGCUUGGGAGGUGGCCCAGGAGAAAGGUGUAGACCUAGUGGCGGUGAAUCCAGUGUUGGUGCUUGGACCACUGCUGCAAUCCACUGUGAAUGCCAGCAUUAUUCAUAUUCUCAAGUACCUAACUGGCUCAGCCAAAACCUAUGCCAAUUCUGUUCAAGCUUAUGUGCACGUUAAGGAUGUGGCACUUGCUCACAUUCUUGUCUACGAGACACCCUCUGCCUCCGGUCGUUACCUCUGCGCCGAGAGCGUCCUCCAUCGUGGAGAGGUGGUGGAAAUUCUUGCCAAGUUCUUCCCAGAGUACCCUAUUCCCACCAGGUGUUCAGAUGAGAAGAACCCAAGAGCAAAGCCAUACAAAUUCUCAAACCAAAAGCUGAAGGAACUUGGCUUACAAUUUACAUCAGUGAAGCAAUGCCUGUAUGAAACUGUGAAGAGCUUGCAGGAGAGGGGUCAACUUCCAAUCCCAAAACAGCCAGAAGACUCCAUUAGGAUUCAAUCCUAAAGGCUCCCUCCCUUUUGGUUUCAUCUAAGUAAAGCUACAAAUGAAAUCCCCAACUGUGGGGCUUUGCUCUAUACAAAUAGAGAACAAGUUCAGAUUAUUACUAAAAAUAGAACUGUGUAAUGUUCCAAGUGUUUGUGAUUUAUUUCCUUUUUCUCCUCUGUUGAAUCCUCUUAAACGCUCAAUUGUUCUCAUUAUGUAUUCUAAUCAAUGGUAUGAUUCCCCAAUA